Molecule: messenger RNA, 7069 nt
Organism: Pocillopora meandrina
Lineage: Eukaryota; Metazoa; Cnidaria; Anthozoa; Scleractinia; Pocilloporidae
Source: the annotation of a GenBank genome assembly
UACAAAGUCACUGCAUCAGUGUCAGACAACAAAUUCUUGGCAUUUGGCUCCGUUCGCGACAACACAAGACAGUAAAUCUUCGCGCAAACUGUUCGACUUUAAAAGGCAUGGAUCCUGUGAACGGAGAUGUGAAUAUCGCCGCGGUGAACCACACAGAUGAUUCCAGAAACGGAGAAGUAGAUGAUCCACAACUUGCAGCAGUGAAAAGUGCUAGUUAUUGGGAAGAGGUUGACAAAGAAGAGAUCGAACGCGAACGAACGUAAGUUCUAAAAAUUGUAAAUGAAAUGUAAAGGCGAUUUCGUCACCUAUCGCUAUUGGAUAGAACUUCGCGUUUUUCUGAACGGGAUGGCUAUAUAAAUGGUUAAUCUUAAAAAUUCAUGUGAUGUAAAUCAUGUGCUCCACCAGAGCAUAGUCAAAUUCUCCUAAAUUUAUUAAUCGGAAAGAUCGACCUUUUUGCGGCCUUAAAGUUUAAAUGUAACUUUUAUUACUUUUAAUUUUAGUUUAGCGCUUUCGUUUGCAAUUCUUUACGGCCUGUGGUUUGGGAAAAUGCCCUUGUUCUAAAUGUUUGUUUGCACAGAGAUAACUUCAGCUCUGGUGGAUAUUUUCGCAUAUUGUCUUUGCCCUUUGAACAACCGAUCCAAAAGAUACGAAAUCGCGAAAGGACUGUUUUAGCCUGAAGCUUAAUUCAGCGACAAUCUUGAAUAUUUAUGCAUCUCUUAGCAUUUACAAUGGCCCUACUGGAUGCAAAAGUAUGUCUUUUUGUGCAAACAAACUAGAGUUAAUUAUUCCGAGCCUUGUUCUACCACCAAACUAACUUUUGUCCCUUAGAGGACUUUGAACAUUAACUGGCAAUGAAGAACUUGACCUGGUUAAAGAACAACUUACUACAACUUGCUCAUCAAAAUUAUUUCAAGAAGUUUUUCAAUGAAAUAUGAAUGACCUCUGUUGGAUGGAGCUCGCUGCUUUUGUACCAUGACAGAUGGUAAUUUUUAGCGAAAAUCGUCACGCCAUGAUAUUUUCUAACACUUCAGUAGAUGACAUUCCUCAUAGCCAAUAAAAUUGCCGCAUCUGAAGUCCCUUAAUCUCGAGCCAAUUAGCCCCAAAUCGGAUAGUCAGCAUACUGAUUUGGGGGAUUUGUGCGUAUUGAGUUAAAACCCGUAUAGUUUGAGUGUUUUCUCCCAAUAAAAACAGCAUUAUCUGGGACUGAGACAAAAUCAACAUUUGUGUAAGAUCAGUGAUGUCAAUAAUGAAAAUACAAGUGUGGGGUAAUUUUGGCAUACACUUCAGAUAGGAAUUACAGUGGUUUUAAGUGCUCCUUAAUUUUUCAGAGAGACGUAACACAAAAGGAAACACUUUGAAUAGCAUAAAUUUUUCCAAAGGGCCGGGGAUGGGCAAAAAUUCUCGAACUUUCUAUUUUACAAGUGGGACACUACAUAAAAGAGAAUCCGUGCGUGGCAAAGGAAAUACUAUAUUUCACGCCGAUUUUAUUUUGGUAAUCGGAUGGAGUCUAAGUAAACACAGUUCGAUCUGAUCAAGGUGAUAUAUACGUUAAGCAUGACUAAUUUGAUUAAAAUGCCAGCCUCGGGCAUUAUACAUCGUAGAUAAUAUCGAAAUUACUUGCUUUUAAGCUCGUUUAUUGCCUUACGGUAUAGGUCGUCUGUCAUCUGUAGAUGACCCAUUUGCCUCACCGCUUUGUCUUAUUUACUAACCGCACAAUAUUCAAGAAUCCUUUGACGGUGGCAAGCACACAUAAAAUUGUAGAGCCGAUCUCAAUUUCCAUCCCAACUGAAGCAAUAUUUUCCGUUCUUUGAAAAUACUGUAUUGAUGCAGGGCCAAAUUCGUUUAGCUCAGCUUCCUUUGUUUGUCUUGUUUGAAGUGGAAAUCUAGGGGAAAUCUCAAGAGACCCCUUCUUCGUUUCCUGAAAAACAAACUUAUGUCGAGGGUGUGUAAAGAAAAACUUGUCACACUCUGUUUUCAUGAUCAACAAUCAAGUUUGUUUUGCGGCAAAAUUAACAUUGCGUUGACAUAGCAAAGUCAAAAGCUUCCAGUAGAGAUCGUAUAAACUGUUCUUUAACGGCCCCAUGCCCUGAUCAAAUUGUAACAAUUCUGCGUAAUUUUUUUAGGUGCUCAGUAAUUGUCAAGCGGGACCCGCUCAUGUAAUCUUCCUCAGUCCCUUCAUAUUUCGCUCCUUGCGUAAGACUUAAUUUCAAGUCCACUUAAAACUACAUUGAAAAGGAACCCAUGUUGAUUAAACUGCACUCUGCGACUCUAGGUCAAAACUAUCCGUGGGGGGUUCCCAGGGGGUGGUUUUGACUAGAAUGGCUUUUGAAAUUGUAGCUAUAUCUUUGCAUUGUUUGGGCUCAUUUGAUUUUGCAUAUAUUAAAAAAAAACAGUGACAAUUUUAGGUCUCAGGAAAUUUAUCAUUUUAUUUGGUGUUUUCUCCCGAAUAGGAAAAAAAUACAAUUUUUCUGUCAACCCUGAGGUUGAAAACUUCGAUCGAAAAUAUUUCUUUAAUGCUGUAAUUCCCGUUUUCUCGAUCUUUAAGAUAUACAUUCAUUUAUUUAAGAAUUCAGAAAUAUUAAACAGGAUCGAAUUUCCACAGACGUCGAAAGUUUCACACAGUCAGAAUCUCUCUACAAAAAGAUGGAAAUCUAAAAAACAAUAAUUAAUUCAAAGCAUACAUGUCAUUUGAACGAGUACAUGACAAUUACCAGCAUUACGAAAGGAUCAAACAGGAGGUGUUAAAUUAAACGGUGGACGAUGCACAGCGAUAUAUAUAAUUGAUAAUCGUCCUAUGUCACCUGUUCAACCCUAUUGUGACGGAGCUUUUCUGGAAUAUUUCUUUGGCACCUGGUUGUAAAUGAAGUUUAAUGAGCGAGAUACAGACAGUCGAGGCUCUCUGACAGAGAGCCGACCCUCGGUAACUUUAUUGAAUGUAAUCAAAGUUCUGUGAUGGUAUUGGUAGAUCUAGCAUUGUUUGUUGCCCACCCUGCCAGGCUGAUACGCAAGUCAAGGCGGUUCUGAUUAUUUUAUUUUCAUUGCUGGUAGCGUGUUUUGGCGGCUCCUUCAGUCGAUUUCAGUGACUCUAGCCGAUAGAUAUCGCAUUCCACCGGACAAUUUCGAUUUAGAGCUUAAAGGUAUGUUUCACCAUCGCUGAUUAAUUCAUUUUUUCAACCUGUAAACAAACCAGGUUUUGAACUUCUGGAGUACUAACUCAUCCAUUGGUGUUUUGAGGUAGCUCGAUAGUCAAAUUCGACGGCAAGAUGUCGAUAAAGAACAAAAUCAAAGCGUUUCUCGGACUUACCAACCGUUGUAUGACUUGAAUUUCCAAUGCUACGCAUCCAGAUUGAAAAUUUUAAGAUUAUCGCUGUGAAUUUGAUCAUUCUGCUGUCAAACAAUAUUAUACGACGUAAAAAAAUUUAGAUCCUUUGAUAAGUGCUUCUAGUAAUGUUUUCAUUUGAAACGAAACCCGUGGCACGUGUUUCAGAAUUAUUGGUAUUCUAGUUCAAAAGAUGAAGGAAUAAACAUUUGAAACCAAAAAUACUUUCGAAAAGCCUAGAAUCUUCAGGCACGAUUUUGAAUAUUAUUCCUUAGAAAUUUAAUUUCAAUUCAGAUUUAAGAGUUACACCUCGCCCUAGGGCUUCCAUGCAUUUGUAAAUUUUUCGUGAUUGUUACAUUUGGAUGGUAGGGAGAACCUUGCAGUGUAAUUGUUGGACAGACAUACAGUGAGGCAAUUUUUUACGACUUCCGUGAUGUGUUUGAAUUGACAAUGUUACUUUUGGAUCUGAUAAGGUUUCAUAAUUUAUGAGAUCUGGUAAGAUAAUUUUCAGGUCAAGGUCUCAUUAAGCAGCCAUUUUUCGAUUUUGCGAGAACACUUUUCCAAGAAUGAUGGCUUUGCGGGUGCUCUUUGGUAAGCGAUCCGCAGAUUUCUGCCAUUUUGGGCCGACAAUAGAAUGAUUACUUUGUUCAAAAGCUCAUCAUUUAGUUUCAUCGUCAAUUUUUUUUCCAUAUUUCUGGAACGUGAUCGGUGGUGAAAUUAAUUGUUCUUAACUGGUUUUGCAUAUUUCAUUUCGAAACCAUUCAGUCAGUCAGUUAGUAAUCCGGUCAGCUAUCCAGACAAAUUAAUAAAAGAUAAAAGGGGUUAAGUUUCUACAUAAACUGUACUGCAACGUCGGGGGGGAGGGGAUAAUUUGGUUUUAUGUAAAUGUUUAACGUAAACUGGCCACCAUAAAGAUUUUCUGAUGGUGACAUUUCGUGCAUUAAUCGUCAGGGCGCAUGGAGAGUUAUGCAGAAGGUCAGAGAGUUACUUUUUUUCUCUUUGAAUCAGUGUAUUUUGUCACUCAUUGGAAUAAUCGUUGACUGCUUACUUGUAAAAUUUUGUCUAACAUUAAGCAAAGUGGCUAAGUUUUUUUUAACGGAAUACCACCUUAAUAUUAGAACAGAACUGUGAAGAAACGAGACACGGACCUUAAGUACUGAACCUUACAAGCCUUAACCCUUUAACUCUCAUGAGUGACCAAGACAGAAUUUCUCCUUAAAAUAUCAAUACAAUAUCAAGCAGACAAGUGAUGAGGAUAAAGAAAAGUAUGAAAUUGAGGAUAAUAAGUUGAUCCAAUACUAAAUUCUCUGAGCUAACAUUAUAAGAAUUGUAUGGUUGACGGUGAGGAGAAUAACAUUUUUGAUCCGGGAGUUAAAGGGUUAAGAACUCAACAUUGCGAACGUUUGUGUUAUUUUUAACUAGAACCUGGCGUGAAACCGAAUACUUUUAAUUUUAGGAGGAUACAGCCAAUAAAAACCGUAACAAAAACGUAUCGACAGAGCUUUGGCUCACCUUUGUCUUCUUCUCGUUUCUUUUCAAGGGAACAAGAACAAAGAGGGAAGAUUACAGAAGAGGAGCUUCCAAAAACCGGUAGUGCAAGACGAGCCAAGGAAAUCUUUGAAUCUAAGCCGCAACAGCAAGAAAAAGAGACUCCAUUUGAUUUGCAGAUACUUUCAGGCGUGACUAAAGCAAGCAUGAAGAGGUAUCAAGAACAUCAGGCUUCAAGAGCAAAUUCGCGUCCAAGAGAGAUGGAAGAUCUCGAAGAUAUUCAAGGUGGAAUAGCUUCUUCAAACAGAGAGGCCUUUGAAAAAGGUAAAGUGAGUAAUGCAGAAAGAAAGAUAGGAGAUGAAGAAGACGAACAUUUACCAACCGCAGGCAUCGCAUCCAAGACGCGUGCAAAUUUCGAGUCUGGUCAGGUCAACCGUGCCGAGGACAGACACGUGAGUGAGAAGGAUAUCAUCGAAGAAAUGCCUUCAGCUGGUGCUGCUUCCGCCGUGCGACGUCGAUUUGAGAAGAAUGGUGAAGGUGAAGAAAAGGCACAGAGGCGUCUGAGCUUUGAACCGGAGAAAGGAGAGGCCAAAGCAAGGACUGCUAUGUACAUGCAAAGUUUGGAGGACUCAUCGAACAGGAAUCAAGCCUUAGACGAACAGGAUGCUCUUCCAGCUCCGGGCAGCGCCCGUGGUGUCAGGCAAAUGUUUGAACAGGAUAAAGUUAUCCACGCCGAGUCGAAUCUCAAAGACUCUUGGAAGGAAGAACUUCCGCAAUCUGGUGCCGCUCGAGCAACUAAGGAAGCUCUUAAAGCAGCUGCUUCGAAAAGAUACGAAAAAUCACAGAUCGAAGAUGAAGCGCUAAGUCCUGGCUUGGCUUCUGCUGCCAGACAUCGAUACGAAAAGGGUGAAUUUCAAGACCAAAAAGUUAUCGAGCGAGAAGAACCCAUCGUGUCACCCGGAUCAGCCAAAGAACAAAUGAAGCAAUUUCAGGAAGCGGCUUCAAAUCAGGGACCAAGAAGGCGAACCAUGGACAACGAGAGAGAAGAACUAGAAGCUGCCCGUGGUGUAGCUCUUGCUGUGAAAGCCAGCUACGAGAAGGAAGGCGCACCUCAUAAAGAAACCAAAAAAACUAUUGCCGAUGAAGAUUUCUCCGCUAUCCAAGGCCGUGCUAAGGAAACGACGCGAGAAAUCGAGUCGGGCGGAUUCAUCAAAGAAGCACCCAAGAUGGUCGACACUGAAGACUUCGGCGUUGCCCGUGGAGUCGCCAAGGAAACAACCCAGCGGAUAGAAAAGGGAGAACUAAUUAAAGGGGCGCACAAGAUGGUAGAAGAUGAAGAUUUUUCUAACAUCUCCGGCCUAGCUAAACAGACAACGCAGCAAAUAGAACGAGGCGAGAUGAUCAAAGAGGCACACAAGAUGGUGGAGGACGAAGACUUCUCAGGGAUCUCUGGAGUGGUCAAGGGAACCAGGCAACGGAUUGACAGCGGCGAAAUAGCACAGAAAAAGGCGGUCAGAAAUUCAGAUGCCGGUGAUCUGAUGGGAAUUCAAUCUGUGACGAGUAAUCGUGCAGUGUUUGACCAAAACGGCGAUUGACUCUAUCCAGGAAAAAACAGCAGGUUGAAUAGGACCUUAUUAAUAAGUUACUGACCAUUUAAAGACAAAUAUCGGUUAUAAAAGAUUCAUUUUAACCCUUUGUAUAUACAAACCUGAAACCCCCCUGGCCACGCCCUGGUGUCCGAAGUUAAAUUGCAAUAGCUUACGCUGCAAAACAAAAUCAUUAGCAAAAUAACAACUCGCGCAGGAAAGAUAAGGUCGUUGUGGGUUGAAAUGAUGAUAUGAUUCAUCUUUAGCGUAUAUGUAAAAGGAUAAGUAAUACUAGAUGCAUUUCUAAGAUUGUUUCUGGAUAACGCAGUAUCAAAUUUCACGAAAAUGGCUCCCUCCGCCAGUAGGUGCCGACAAACUUAUGAUAAGUCAGCCCUACUUAAAAAAAAACAGUACAAAAUUUGUACUUGCACCCUUGAAAUCACUUAAGCAUCGACAGGCUGAUUAGAGUCUGUUUUUCAGAAUCAAAUGAGUGUGAUUCAGGGAUAAUUGUUGCAUUGGUAGGUGAUUGAGCGUAAAUUACAACUUAUUCCGCCCAGUUCCGGUCACGAUUUAAGUUUAUCAAUACAUAUUGUAUUGAAUGACAAAGUACGACAAAAGAUUGGUAUGAUCUGAUGUAAUUUGAUUUUUAUAACAAUAAAUUUAUUACACUUGUCUC